UUAUAUAUGAUCGUAUGAUCUGCAAAUCCGGCUCUAUUGAUUACUGAUCAAUAUUCAGUUGCAGUCGACCUUUACAGGCAACAGAUCAACCAAAAACGACUCUUCAGUUUGACAUCAACCACAAUGUCCCCUUCCAAGAAGAUCCUCGUUCUUCUGCUUUUCCCGAUCCUUCUGGUGUCCAGUCACCCAAUUCCAGCCGAAGAUCCCGCCAAGCAGUGUAAUCUGAGUGAAGAUGACCUCACCAAACUGAAAGCGGCCAUCUCAAGUGCUUCAAGCGCCAAAGCAGCGAACGAAGACAUCCUGCCCAGUACAACCCUGGCUGCGUGUCCUAUGUUGAAGAAUUUCACAGAAAUGUUGAAAACCGUGGCCACCGAUAUGGAGGUCCUGAAAACGCAAGGAGUCUCCAACAUGGAGGUCCAGCUACUGCGAGAAUCGUUCGAAGAGAAGCUGAACGACCUCGCCAAGAACAAGGACAUCUUCGAGCGGCAGGCGAAUCAGGACACCUCCAAGGCCGAAGGAGAGAUGGUGGAGAAGAUCAACAAGCUGCAACUGGAGAUGGCCAAACUGCAGGAAGAGAUCGAGGAGCAGACCAAGCAGAUGUACGUCGACAUGAUCGAGUACAUAUUCGAGAGGCUGAAAAUGAACGAUACGGAGGCGAUCGACAGCUACGCGCAGAUCGUGAUGAAAACCAAGAUGCACGAGCUGAUCAUGAAGCUUAAAACGGAUCGGUUGGUGCUGUGGGAGAUGGUUAAGUACGUGGAAGGUAAAAAGAAUAAGUGGGUGGGCCGGAAGGUGCUCAACACGAUCCUCGAUCAGGUCAACAAACUGAAGCUUUACAAACCGGAAGAGGUGGAGAUCGGGAAGAACUCGUUGGUGGUCGUGUGGUGUUGGAAGUUUAACUCCGAAACGGUCUACGGGACGACGGACGAGGAUCAGAAGUCGUUCCACCUGGCGAAGCUGUUCUUCCCGAAAGAGAAGGGCUGCAAAGAGUGUGCAGAUGUGAAGAGCCGAACCAUGUGCAACAAUGACUAUCCGAAGGUCAUGGUGAAGGCUUUUGGUUAGGGGAGAUUGGUUGGGAAGUGCAGAUCGGUGAAUUGUUUGCUAAACCUUUCAAUAAAACUUGGGAAAUAUGAUAAA
Molecule: messenger RNA, 1137 nt
Organism: Aedes aegypti (yellow fever mosquito)
Lineage: Eukaryota; Metazoa; Arthropoda; Insecta; Diptera; Culicidae
Exons: 1
Coding region: 124-1062 (312 amino acids)
Source: RefSeq, a predicted model, not a curated record